Molecule: messenger RNA, 1848 nt
Organism: Fragaria vesca subsp. vesca
Lineage: Eukaryota; Viridiplantae; Streptophyta; Magnoliopsida; Rosales; Rosaceae
Product: putative ribosome biogenesis GTPase RsgA-like
Exons: 5
Coding region: 113-1552 (479 amino acids)
Molecular function (GO): GTPase activity; GTP binding
Source: RefSeq, a predicted model, not a curated record
CUCUCUCUCUCUUCUAACAGAAUGAGAGUCAUCACUCCCUAACCGCCUUCCCCAAAUUUCCAGAAUCGUCUACUCACAGUCACAGCUCUGUCACCAAACCACCGUCACCUCCAUGCCGAUUGCCUCCCUUUCAAUCCUCCGCCACCGCUUCCUCACCGCCACCGUCACCGUCACUCUCCCCACCUUCAACAACCUCCUCCGCUGCUGCGCAACCUUCCGAUGCGUCCCUGUCGCAGCAGCGAAGCAGCACCAGAACCCUAACGUCACCAGAAAAUCGCAGCCGCCGGAUAAGAAGCUCCUUAAGGCCAAGCAGACCUUCAAGGACUACUCCUCCCUCGCGCCGGUCCUCUCUCCUCAGGACAAGCCUCCUCUCUCGGAAUCCCAGACCGUCGGCACCGUCGCCUCCGCUCAGGCCAACUUCAUGCGCGUCAUCGUCGAUGCUCCUGGAAAGAAGAGCGCGGACGAAACGGCGUCGUGUUCUGGAUUUCAGGUGGAGCUGCUCUGUGUAGUGAGGGCGCUGCUAAAGAAGAUAAAGAGGAGAGUGUUAGUUGGGGACAAGGUGCUGGUGGGGUCCAUUGACUGGGUGGACCGCCGUGGAAUGAUCGAGAAUGUGUACCGGAGGAGCUCCGAGAUUCUUGACCCGCCGGUGGCCAAUGUGGACCAUUUGCUAGUGCUUUUCUCUCUGGAGCAGCCUAAGCUUGACCCCUUCGCGCUCACUAGGUUUUUGAUUGAGGCCGAGUCCACUGGAAUUCCACUCACGCUUGCUCUCAACAAGUCUGAGCUGGUUGACGAAGAGACAAAGGGUACAUGGAAGUCUAGGCUACAUAAGUGGGGCUACAAGCCACUUUUUUGCAGUGUUGAAUCUAAAUCUGGACUCGACUCUCUUACUUUUAUUUUGAGAGAUCAAACAAGUGUAAUUGUCGGUCCAAGUGGAGUUGGAAAAUCUAGCCUGAUCAAUGCUUUGAGGAAUAGCGACCAUCAUGCUUUUGAUGCUGCAGAAGUGGAUAAUCGGCUUGAUCAAAUUGUAGGCAGCAAGUGGUUGGAGGAUCAGCGUGUUGGACAGGUUUCAGUAAGAAGUGGUAAAGGGAAGCAUACUACCCGCCAUGUUUCCUUGCUUCCAUUGUCUGGAGGAGGGUAUCUUGCUGAUACUCCUGGGUUCAGCCAACCUAGUUUAAUGAAAGUAACUAAGCAAUCUCUGGCACAAGCUUUCCCAGAAAUACAGAGGAUACUCAAUGACAGUGAAGCUGCCAAAUGUGCAUUCAGUGACUGCUUGCAUUUGGGUGAAAAAGGAUGUGUUGUUGGGACUGACUGGGAAAGAUACCCAUACUAUUUCCAACUUCUUGAUGAGAUCAGAAUCAGAGAGGAAUUUCAGUUAAGGACAUUUGGAACCAAAAAAGAGGGUGAUGUAAGGAUCAAGGAUGGACAAGCUGAACCAAGGUUGGAGCGUAAGAAGCACAGGAGAGUAUCACGCAAGAGUAUGAACCAGUCGGUACUAGAUGAAUUAGAUGAGCUGGAUGAUGACGACAACUUACUAGAUGAGGUAAAGUGGUAGGCCAAUGAGUAAGAAUGGAUAGGACAACGAGGACUCAGAACUGGCAGGAAGUUUGCUUCAUAUCAAAACAUUGUAAAUAGCAAGUUCGAACUACAUCUUGUUACACGAGGUUAGACUGAUAUCGGCCGUACAGAUAACAUAGUGAAAAUAACCAGACAUUCUCUGGGGUCUUUUUUGUGAUAUCUGAUAUGUAGGCAAAUUCUUGUAAGCUGGUAAUGACUGGAUGACACAGAUGUUUAGACUUGAUCAUCCUUACAUCCUUUAUCUAGUUAAUUGGCAUGUGUACUGUUCUGUUG